AUGCUGGCCCACUACGAGAACUAUAACGUAAGCAGAGCGACCUGUCAAGCGGUAGGCGUGACGGACGUACCAUACGGCGGCUUGAACAUGAUUUUUGCUGGGGACUUUGCGCAGCAACCACCGGUCGUGGGCGGUGAAGAAGGCUCGCUUUACAGUAGGAAAGCCGGGCGAUACGGCGCUGAUGCACGUAGUCAGAAGGCUGCGCUGGGAAAAGCCAUUUGGCAUCUCUUCGUUGUCGUCGUUCUCCUAAAGCAAAAUCACCGUCAGAGCGCGACCAGCGCAGACGACUUGGAGUUCCAAGAUUGUAUGAUGAGAAUGAGGUUGAAGGUGUGUACAACCAAAAACCUUACCUGGAUAGACUCCAGAUGCGCCUUCUCUUCUACAACAGACCUUUCAAUCGCAGACGAGCUAUUCAGAAAUGUGUCUGUGAUUACCGCUCGUAACAUCGUCAAAGACGCCAUCAACGACAUUGGCGUUCGUCGGUUCGCUACAGAGAGCGGUCAGGAGCUUAUAGAGUUCUUCUCUGAGGACUGGCUUCGCGUUAAAGGACAGCAAGAUAGACCACUGAGCGCUUUCUUACAGCACGAACUGUGGGAACAGCCCCACUCUUUCUGCAAGUCGUAUGUUCCUGGGAAGCUGUCGCUUUGUCGAGGGAUGCCGGUCAUGCUACGCUACAACUCCGCGACAGAGCUGUCGAUGACGAAGGGCCAGGAAGGAAUCGUUUAUGACUGGCAAGAAUCGAGGGGUAGCCGUGGGCAGAGAAUGCUCGACGUCCUGUUUGUCGAGUUAGUUACCCCGCCGAGACCAGUACAGUUUCCGGGCUUACCUAGGAACGUGGUUCCCAUUACAAGGCAGAAGAUGACCGUGGAGUGCAUGCUGCCAAGGGUGACGACAGGAAGCAAGUACAUAACCAUCGUGCGCGACCAAGUCCACGUCUUGCCGAACUUUUCGAUGACUGAUUAUGCCUCCCAGGGCAAGUCACGCGAGGUCAAUGUUGUGGACUUACAGGACUGCGCUGAUCAUCACGCGUACUACGUGGCCCUCUCAAGAGGUCGAACAUCGGCAGGGACGCUGAUUUUGCGAGGAUACAACCCAACGAAGAUCCAAGGGGGGUGCAGCGGCGCGCUACGCCAA
Molecule: messenger RNA, 1134 nt
Organism: Schizophyllum commune H4-8
Lineage: Eukaryota; Fungi; Basidiomycota; Agaricomycetes; Agaricales; Schizophyllaceae
Exons: 1
Source: RefSeq, a predicted model, not a curated record